Messenger RNA from Physcomitrium patens, 1627 nucleotides. Its product is annotated as dnaJ protein ERDJ3B. The record is from RefSeq and is a predicted model, not a curated record. Lineage: Eukaryota; Viridiplantae; Streptophyta; Bryopsida; Funariales; Funariaceae. Gene Ontology annotation, biological process: protein folding.
UAGCGCACUGACUGAAGCUCAGUCGGAGCUCGAGUGUUGUCAAGGCUAUGGCGAUCAGCUACUACGAGAGCGUUUGGUUGUGAUUGCAGCUGCGCGCUCUCCAGUCCAUGCAAUCAGGUGGCAUUGUAAGGAGCUUUGUGCGGUGGUGGGAGCAUUUCGUCAGCCUUUCCGCGAUCUGGUUUGUAGCUGGCGCUGCGUGUUGGGAAGCUUUUGAGUAAAAUUUGGAAUCCAGAUGAGUUAAGAGGUUGUGACCUCUCUGGUGCAGAUCUGUCCUCGAUGUGUUUUGGUGAACUGGUUUCAGGGUCGAAUUCCAGGGCACAUUCUGGUGGAGACAUAUUGUAGCUGUUUAUCUUCGUUUUGGUGGUGUGUGCGACGAUUAGGUUUUCGCUUCAUCGGAAUUCCCAAUGUGGAUCGGGAAGGUUUCCGUGUUCUUGCUUCUUUUCUCGGUUUCAGUUGUAGAGUUAGUUUCCGCUGGGAAAAGUUACUAUGACAUUCUUCAAGUUUCGAGGCAGGCCUCAGACGACCAGAUUAAGCGUUCGUAUCGUAAGUUGGCUUUGAAGUUUCAUCCUGACAAAAAUCCUGGAAAUGAAGAAGCGACUAAGAAGUUUGCAGAGAUAAAUAAUGCGUAUGAGGUUCUUUCUGAUAAAGAGAAGCGAGGGAUUUAUGACCAGUACGGUGAGGAAGGGUUGAGAGAGCAUCAACAGGGGGGUGGCCGCGGUGGUGGAGGAUUUGGUCAAGAUAUUUUUUCACAAUUUUUUGGGGGAGGAUUUCGGUUUGGCGGCGAGGAGGAAGAGGAGGAAAGAACUCCUAAGGGAGAAGAUGUGUUGGUUGAAAUAUAUGCCACACUGGAAGAUCUCUACGUCGGAAAUUCAUACCAGGUAUGGAGGGAUAAGAACGUGGUGAAGCCCGCUUCUGGAAAGCGUAGAUGUAACUGCAAGAACAAAGUUGUUCAUCGACAGAUUGGACCUGGGAUGUAUCAACAGUACACAGAGCAGGUCUGUCAGGAGUGCCCCAACGUGAAGUUUGAGCGCGUUGGCCAAUUCUUAACGGUAGAUAUUGAGAAAGGAAUGCGGGAUGGCCAAGAAAUUAUCUUUUAUGAAGAUGGAGAACCUAUCAUUGAUGGAGAGCCUGGAGACCUGAAGUUCAUUGUUCGCACUAAACCUCACAGUCGAUUUCGUAGAGAGGGAAAUGAUCUUCAUGUAACAGUUACCUUAACACUUUUAGAAUCACUCGUGGGUUUCAAAAAAAAUAUCGAUCAUCUUGAUGGUCACAAAGUAGAUGUUGGAAGUAAUCUAGUUACGAAACCCAAAGAAGUUAGAAAAUUUCCAGGAGAAGGCAUGCCAUUGUUUGAAAGUAACAAGAAGGGCAACCUUUUUGUUACGUUUGAGGUCGUUUUUCCAUCAUCAUUGUCAGACGAGCAAAAGUCUGUUAUAUCAAAGACAUUAGGAUCCUAAUUAGGUUGCCAGUACUUGAUUCCAAUAGGUAAUGUGAACCAGUUUAUUUCUCUUGUGGUCAAGUAUUCCAUUUAUAGAACUUUGUAGAAAUCAAUUGAGCUCUUUUUUGUACCUGCAAAGUUAACCAUCUCAUUAAUACAAUGGUGGAAGUAGUUAAUUUGUUUUUGAACAUU